Molecule: messenger RNA, 1839 nt
Organism: Symbiodinium necroappetens
Lineage: Eukaryota; Dinophyceae; Suessiales; Symbiodiniaceae
Source: the annotation of a GenBank genome assembly
AUGAUGGAGCACUGGCUUUUAUCGACCUUUAUCUUGGCUCAAAUAGUUAUACGGUCUACUACUGUCCUCGCCGCGCUGGCUGCUGGGCCAGACAGGCGACAUCAGGCCUUCCAUAUGUACGGAACCUUCACAGGUUCAGAGUUGCGGCGUCGGCGUCGCGAGGCUGCCGGCGAUAAGGAUGAAUUUCCGUGGCAGAUGUUCGGCCUCUUUGUUGUCAUCUUGGGUGCUUAUGCAGUUGCCCUGUAUGGCUGCUGGGAUGUGGCAUCUCGACUGGAUGUGCUGGCAGAGAGGUCUGGAAAUGUGAUGAACCUCACGGGCAAAGCGACAGGAAUGGUCGAGACUGAGAUCAAUCGCACACUCUACGAGGGAGAUCGUGCCAUGGUAAGAGGGCUGAAUCUGCUGCAGCAGGAGGCGGAGCAUGCUAAAGAGGAAUCUUCAAGACUGGAGCAGGCUCUGAAAGAGCUUCUUAUAAAGACUGCGGAAAUGAAGAGUGCUGGCGGUGACUACGAGCACGCAAUGUACUUGCUCGCUGCACAGGAGUUGCGAUUGGACCAGAUGCGACAAGGACUGAAGGCUGUGGCAUACCCUGCAGAAGGCAAAGACUUUCUAGACUCGCUCGGAAGCAUGCUAUCCGUGGUGUUCCCCCUCGCAGACCUGCUGCCUGGCCACCAGGUCGCUUAUCUGAGCAUCAAGAGCGGUGCGGACAAGCUCGCUGAUCUUCAAAGCGAGUUCGCGAAGACCAGGAGCAUGUUGGCCUCCUUAGAUGACUCAGUGGACGAGAUGGAUCAGCGAUGUCGCGACUUUGUGUCCAGUGUGCAUAUUCUGGCCUCCAAAAGCAUGGCUCCUAACUACCAACAAUCGGUCACGGAAUCACUGGGGAAUAUGUCCGGCAGUGCCACAAUGACAAACUUCACUACCUUCGAGAAGUCUGAAAACAUGGAGAAGCUGCGGCAGAUGGACCUGGUCCGAAGCUUUGACCAAUUUGGAGAGACCGAGAAGAAGGACAUAUUGCGUGAUGCCGCUCGUGUUCACGAGGUGACGGUGAACCUGACCGGCACAGUCCAGGCGAGAGCAGCAGAGCUCUUGGACGAGGUGCUGGUUAUGCUGCGGAUGACAUCCAAACGAAUGCAGGCAGAUCUUGAUUCAGUGCAGAGCUAUGCCUUCACGGUGGCCAUUCUUACCGAGCGGGCCGUGAAAGACAUCGCAGACUUCUACCGCUGGACUGCCAUGUUUUUGGUGGCCUUGGCUGUUGGAAUGGCACUGGUGGCGUUCAGCUACGCCUGUUAUCUAGAGUACGUUUAUGAGAACAACGGAAUUGCACGAGCCUUUGAGUCUGAUCCAGCAGCAAGGAAGGGUUGCUGCUGGAGCUGUGUGAAUUGUGUGGGACAUGUCUUCCACUACACAGGCUUCUUCUCGCUCGUUCUGUUGCAGGAUGCCGUCUCUCUGGGCAUGGUUUUCAUGACCUUGAUCAUGGGCACGGUCAGCCUCGCCCAAGUAGGCGUGGCCAAUGGCUGCGAUGGAGUACCGCUUCUAUCAGAGGAUGCAUCGUGCACUGCCAGCAUGCAGAACGUGAGUGCCUUUGUUGCAGCAGACGUGCUCUACCCGGCGACGUCCUGCAGUCAGGCGAACGUCUUAAUCUGCGAGAGCCUACUCACUGACAUGUCGCUCGUCUACCGAACCCUGUUGGCCGCAGUCAUCGGCACAGUGGUGUCGUGCUGCAUUCCACGUCGCCUGCUGGUGGUCUGGAUGUCGGCGCAUCACAGCAUUCAAACUGCUGAGGUUCUGGCAGAUCUCGAAAGAAAUGCCAAAUCAGUCGCAAAGCCAGCAGAAACAGCUUGA